AUGAAGUUGAAGUCUUUCAAUAGGUUCAGCGCAUAUGCGCGCGCUGAAUCUCAUCUUGUACAAAGGACAUAUUUUGGAGCCAUUGUGACCGUGCUGGGCGUAAUUUUGGCGAUCGUACUGUUUGCAAAUGAGUUGCGUGAGUACACAACCCCCUUCUCCAUACAGACGAUGUCAGUGGACACCUCCCGGGCUCAUUACAUCCGCAUGAACUUCAACUUCACCUACCCGUCGAUGCCCUGCCAAGUGCUCAGCUUGGAUGCGACUGACAUGUCUGGGGAGAAGAGCGGCGAUAGCGGUCAUGCCGCCAACGGCGAGAUCCACAAAGUGCGGCUGAACGAGGCUGGGGAGAAAAUAGGACUGGGCGAGUAUAUACCACCCAGGCGAUGGGGUUUCAUGAUGGGCAAACCACGUCAGCAGGAAGUGAUGGAGGUGAAUCAGGCGAUGGAUGCGCACGAAGGGUGCAACAUAUUCGGCUGGCUCGACCUGCAGCGAGUGGCCGGCAACUUCAGAGUCAGCGUGCAUGUUGAGGACUUCUUUGCGCUGACACGGUUACAAGCAGAUACAACUGGCAUUAACUCCAGCCACAUCAUACACAGAGUCUCUUUUGGCCCUACAUUCCCAGGCCAAGUCAAUCCUCUGGAUGGUGCGGAGCGGAUUUUAGAUAAGGAGAGCGGCACCUUCAAGUACUUUUUGAAGGUAGUACCAACUGAGUACCAAUGGUCUGCAGGCACAAGGACAACAACAAACCAGUACUCUGUGACCGAGUACGACACAGUGGUGCACAAGGGGGAGAUGCAGAUGCCCUCUGUCUGGUUCAGCUAUGACAUCUCCCCGAUCUCUGUCACCAUCAGCGAGAUUCGGAAGUCGUUUGCGCACUUGCUUGUGCGGUUCUGCGCUGUGGUCGGUGGCGUGUUUGCUGUGACAGGAAUGUUUGACCGCUGGGUGCAUCGGAUUGUGACAGCGAUUUUCAGCGCUUCAAGUUGA
Coccomyxa subellipsoidea C-169 is the source of this 984-nucleotide messenger RNA. Its product is annotated as DUF1692-domain-containing protein. Gene Ontology annotation, cellular component: endoplasmic reticulum; COPII-coated ER to Golgi transport vesicle. The coding region runs from base 1 to 984 and encodes 327 amino acids. The record is from RefSeq and is a predicted model, not a curated record. Lineage: Eukaryota; Viridiplantae; Chlorophyta; Trebouxiophyceae; Coccomyxaceae. The transcript is spliced from 9 exons.